This is a messenger RNA of Nicrophorus vespilloides, 1140 nucleotides long. Its product is annotated as SUN domain-containing protein 2-like. The transcript has 9 exons. Lineage: Eukaryota; Metazoa; Arthropoda; Insecta; Coleoptera; Silphidae. Gene Ontology annotation, biological process: nuclear envelope organization. Gene Ontology annotation, cellular component: meiotic nuclear membrane microtubule tethering complex; nuclear envelope. Gene Ontology annotation, molecular function: protein-membrane adaptor activity. The record is from RefSeq and is a predicted model, not a curated record. Bases 1 to 1140 code for a protein of 379 amino acids.
AUGUUGAGGUCGCCAUCCCAGAACAGCGUGUGCAUGAUUGAAUCCGGAAAUUUUCGUAGGAGACACAAGUACAACACGAGAUUAGCAGCUUCCUGUUGGAGAGAAUCCUCAAACGACAGCACCGUCUUCGAAUCAUCGUUCAUUGUCCCUGAAGCUCUUAAUAUGGCUUCCAUUAGGAGAGGAAUGUAUUCCAAUGGAACGCAUUUGAAUCCCUGCUCGGAUCCAGAUUUCUCAGGGAGCAGCAAGUUCAUGAAAUUCGGAUUCGUUUUCCUCACGAUAUGUUUGAUUGGUCUUUCGAUCACCGUCUUGAAAGACAAGUACCAAUUCUUUGGGAACCAGCAAGAAGAUAACUUUCUGAAGAGCGAAUUGGAUAGCAUCAAAACGCAAAUCUGCCAGAUGAAAGAUAACAUGCAGUUCAUCGUCAAAGCUAAGCAGGAUACCAGCAAAUUGGUGCAGGACGUGAACAAGAUGUUUGCGGAGCUGAAGAAAUCCGCGGAUGAAGAAGGCAAAUCGGAUGGUGUCGAGGGGAACUGUUCGGAGGAGGAUGAUGACGUAAAGAAGGCAGUGAAGACUGCCAUGGAAGUGUACGGCGCGGAUAAGAUUGGAAAACCAGAUUACGCUCUGGGAACUGCCGGCGCUAGUAUUGUUUCCACGAGGAACACUAUCGAGUAUACAGCGGGGAAUAUUAUUUCGUUCUUCGGAUACACGCUGUGCGCUUCUAAUAAGGGACCCCAAAUUAUUCUGAACCCUUCAGUGUCUCCUGGUGAGUGUUGGGCCUUCAAGGGAAGCUCCGGAGCUGUGGCCAUAAAACUGCUGACUCCUAUUCACAUAAACGGAAUCAGCUUGGAGCAUAUUCCGAAAUCUGUUGCUCCUUCACACGACGUUUCCUCAGCUCCAAACGAGUUUAGUGCUUGGGGUUUACUGUAUCCUGAAGAUCACGCAGGUGUGUUUUUAGGUAGAUUUAAUUACAAAACGGACUCGAGUCCUUUGCAAUAUUUCCCUAUAAACAAGUCGAGUAAGGCUUUCCAUUACGUCGAAAUCAAGUUCCAUUCUAACCAUGGAAAUCCAGAUUAUACUUGCGUUUACAGAGUGCGCGUGCAUGGAAAUCACAAAGGCAUGCAAGACGAUGAUGAAGAUUAA